Oryza brachyantha (malo sina) is the source of this 1407-nucleotide messenger RNA. Its product is annotated as probable receptor-like protein kinase At1g49730. The transcript has 7 exons. The record is from RefSeq and is a predicted model, not a curated record. Gene Ontology annotation, biological process: protein phosphorylation. Gene Ontology annotation, molecular function: protein kinase activity; ATP binding. Gene Ontology annotation, cellular component: plasma membrane. Bases 137 to 1051 code for a protein of 304 amino acids. Lineage: Eukaryota; Viridiplantae; Streptophyta; Magnoliopsida; Poales; Poaceae.
CCUCCGUAGGUUACUGUACUGUUCGUACCUGCACCUGCAGCUGCAGGACAGAGCUACUCCAUCGACAAGGCAAGUAGCAGCAGCUCGUCAGUCUGUCAGUCAGUCAUCUAGCUCCUCCUCCAAUCCCCAUCCGGUGAUGACGAGGAGGAUGGGCUGCCUGAGCCGGCAGCUCUGCCUCCGCGGCAACCGUGGCUUGCCGUUCUUGAGGAGGUUCAAGCACAGGGAGAUCGAGGCGGCGACGAACGGGUUCAGCGCGGUUCUGGAGAGCGCCCCGCGCGGCACCGCGUACAGAGCCCGGUUCGCCGACGGCCUCGUCGCGACGGUGCGGCGAGCCGGCGGCGGGGACCGGGAGAAGGAGGCCUUCUACCGGGAGCUGCAGCUGCUCGGCCGCCUCAACCACCGCCACGUCGUCAGGCUCCAUGGCUUCUCCUGCGAAGGCAACAACAGAUUUCUGGUGUUUGACCACAUUGAGAACAGGAGUCUGAAAGAAUGUCUUCAUGAUCCCCUGAGGACACCUCUGAACUGGAGGACCAGGCUGCAGGUUGCCAUAGAUGUUGCAGCAGCAUUGGAAUACCUGUACUACUUCUGCGAUCCUCCGGUGUUCCAUGUGUCGGUCAACUCAAGCAAUGUGAUGAUGGAUGCCAAUUUUGUUGCAAAGUUAUCAGAUGUGAAUGUAAUCGGUUAUGACUCGAAGCGAACGGCGGAAUCGAAUGCUGCAUCUUUUGAAGACCAAAUUCAGCAAAGGAGAAGGGACAUGGUGUUCCAGUAUGGUGUCCUGAUCCUUGAGCUAGUGACCGGGCAAUCGCCGGGCGGCCAAGGCGAGCUGGUGCAGUGGGUGCAGGAGCCUGGAUUUGCCUGCACAAUGUACAAAAUGGUGGAUGCAGAUCUUGGCAACAUCUAUGAUUCCAAAGAACUUCGAAACCUUGUGAUCAUUGCAAGGUUGUGCACCAGACCUGGAAAUGAUGCAAUGGUUUCUAUCCCGCUUAUUCUUCGGUACUUGCAAGGGAAGGUAGCAAAUCUUGGUUAUGAAAGUGAAACCAUCUGUGAAUAAUCUGUGAAGAGAGCAGUUAAUUACUCCAUUUCUCUGAACCCUUCCUCUGUCCCAAAUAUUUGUAGAGAGUUUUCUUCUUGUUUCUCAUUAGAAUUUGUUCAUGCCCAUAGAGGAAUUACAAUACAGCAGUUAAAUUUUGUGUAUGUUCAAGAUGAACAUGGUAUGAAAUUCCUAUGCUGAACUCAAAUAGACAAUACAUUUGCAAGUGUGGUAUUCAUCUACUGAAAAAAAUCUGGGAGUUCAGUGCAAAUUCAAUGCACUCUGUAUAAUAGGGAAGAAUUGUACAUCGAGUACAGAAAUUCUCUGAUCUCGAUGAAUUAAUAUCCAACGACAGAUACCCAAUUUAAUUGUUUUCA